This is a messenger RNA of Xylona heveae TC161, 625 nucleotides long. RefSeq lists its product as hypothetical. Bases 121 to 582 code for a protein of 153 amino acids. NCBI's taxonomy places the organism in Eukaryota, Fungi, Ascomycota, Xylonomycetes, Xylonales, Xylonaceae. The record is from RefSeq and is a predicted model, not a curated record. The transcript has a single exon.
UAGGUAACGGAAUUGCUUGGACCACGAACUUUUAGAACCAUUCACUCGACCCGUCCUACAUGUUAGCGUUUAAUCGCCGAGAAGCUUCAAGAGGUCUUUCUUGUCCUUUUCUUUUCGAGUAUGUCAUCACAGGUCGAACAAAACUUUACUGACGGGCGUAAUUGGACCUUUCUAAAUCAACUUCACAACUCUCUUACCAAUGUUGUGUUAUUAACGGAGGACACGAGCUAUGAUUAUUAUGACAUGAUGGGCAUUUGCAUUAACCAAUUGGCUUCUGAUACUCAACUUUAUGAAUAUAUUUGGUAUAGUUACGCAGUCACGACUAAUUUUUUGUCGAGCUAUCGCGAUUUUAUUUUGUUGUAUACCACUUUCGGAAAUUAUUCGUGUAUGUUUAUUACUUGGGCUUCAAAGCUUCCUUUUUUUUUUCUUUUUCGACAUUCAAUAUUGGGUUUCUCUGUCAACAUCUUUCAAGCCCAUCCCGUCCACUUGAUAUUCUUGACUUUCCCGAGUUUUAUUGCUCGUCCUAUUUACUACUUCUACUUUUUGCUCUUCUUUGCCUCUUCCGAUGGCACGACCAGAUAACUAUAUGAGCUGGUCAAUAAAUUGCUAAACCAAUACAGCCGAU